CACGAUAGUAGCCGCCAUCGACCUCUCCGCAUUCCCCCUAAACACAUCCUCUCCAUCCUCAUCCAUCCCCUCCACCAACCCUUCUUCCUCUGCCAAAACAACGUCCACCGCUCGUGCGUCCCACGUACAAUACCCACAACACGAGCACAAUAAAAUGCUACCCGUCACGACGGCCAACCAGAGUGCGAAGACGGCCAAGAGGCCCAUCCACGGCGCGGGUCCGAAUCCGAUGGCGACGUCGAGACCGAGAGAGGCUGCUGGGUUGUUGGGCGCGGAUUCGAGCGCCGCGAGUUUGUUGCGGGCGAUGAGGAUGAUGGAGAGGUCGAUGGCGGCUACUAUCGUGCUGAGGAUUGCAGAGAUGAUGUUGAGGAUGAGACAGAGGAUGCGGGUUGCGCGGAUAAAGGGGAAGAGGGAGGUGACGAUUGUGAUGAGUGUGAGCGUGGCUCUGUGA
This is a messenger RNA of Acaulospora colombiana, 451 nucleotides long. The record is from the annotation of a GenBank genome assembly. Lineage: Eukaryota; Fungi; Glomeromycota; Glomeromycetes; Diversisporales; Acaulosporaceae.